This is a messenger RNA of Dipodomys spectabilis (banner-tailed kangaroo rat), 2354 nucleotides long. It is a transcript of the gene Ei24, whose product is annotated as EI24 autophagy associated transmembrane protein. The transcript is spliced from 11 exons. Gene Ontology annotation, biological process: macroautophagy. Lineage: Eukaryota; Metazoa; Chordata; Mammalia; Rodentia; Heteromyidae. The record is from RefSeq and is a predicted model, not a curated record. Gene Ontology annotation, cellular component: endoplasmic reticulum. Bases 192 to 1214 code for a protein of 340 amino acids.
GCCCCGGCCCUGGGAGCGCCCCGGCGGAGCGGGCGGCCGGCCGGGCGCGGAGGGGAGCCGAGCGGGUCCCCCGGGGAGGACGAGCGCCGGGGCCGGAUCCGCGGCGGCGAGGCUGCGGGGGUCCUUCAUGAUGAGAGAUUUUGAAGUACUUCUCUCUCUUCUGUGUAGCUGAUAGUCUGGGUGGUGAGGAGAUGGCUGACAGUGUCAAAACCUUUCUCCAGGACCUUGGCAGGGGAAUCAAAGACUCCAUCUGGGGUAUUUGUACCAUCUCAAAGCUAGAUGCUCGAAUCCAACAAAAGAGAGAAGAACAACGGCGAAGAAGGGCAAGUAGUGUCCUGGCCCAGAGGAGAACCCAGAGUAUAGAGCGGAAACAAGAGAGUGAGCCACGCAUCGUUAGUAGAAUUUUCCAGUGCUGUGCUUGGAAUGGCGGAGUGUUCUGGUUCAGUCUUCUCUUGUUUUAUCGAGUCUUUAUCCCUGUGCUUCAGUCAGUAACAGCCCGAAUUAUUGGUGAUCCAUCACUACAUGGAGAUGUUUGGUCAUGGCUGGAGUUCUUCCUCACCUCAAUCUUCAGUGCUCUUUGGGUGCUCCCCCUGUUUGUGCUUAGCAAAGUUGUGAAUGCCAUUUGGUUUCAAGAUAUAGCUGACCUGGCAUUUGAGGUAUCAGGGAGGAAGCCUCAUCCAUUCCCUAGUGUCAGCAAAAUCAUUGCUGAUAUGCUUUUCAACCUUUUGCUUCAGGCUCUCUUCCUUAUUCAGGGGAUGUUUGUGAGUCUCUUUCCCAUUCAUCUUGUUGGUCAGCUGGUUAGUCUGCUGCAUAUGUCCCUUCUCUACUCACUGUACUGCUUUGAAUAUCGUUGGUUCAAUAAAGGAAUUGAAAUGCACCAGCGAUUGUCAAACAUCGAACGGAACUGGCCUUACUACUUUGGAUUUGGUUUGCCCUUGGCUUUCCUCACAGCAAUGCAGUCCUCAUACAUUAUUAGUGGCUGCCUCUUCUCUAUCCUCUUUCCUUUAUUCAUUAUCAGCGCCAAUGAAGCAAAGACCCCUGGAAAAGCAUACCUUUUCCAGUUGCGCCUCUUCUCCUUGGUGGUCUUCUUAAGCAACAGACUCUUCCACAAGACAGUCUACCUGCAAUCUGCCCUGAGCAGCUCAACCUCUGCAGAGAAAUUUCCUUCACCGCAUCCAUCUCCCGCCAAACUGAAGGCUGCUGCAGGCCACUGAGUCACCUGCUGUUCAGAAGGGAUGGGUGGGAUUGGAUGGAAGCUGUGGCAGCUCUUUUCUCUGUUCUCCUCCCCCUGCCAGGGAAGGCAGGACCCACUCUGCCAAGGGCCCUCUGCAUAGUCUCUUCUGUUUGUGGAGUUUGAAUUUUUGUCUCUGGUGCACAUAAGGCAGAAUCUUGACACCAGUAUGUGGAUUUUUACCACCAUCGUGAGUCUGAAAGGACCACAGCUCUUUUCUAGCAUUUGCAGCCCCCGUGCCUGGAUGGUUUGACUACUUCAUUUUCCUGUCUGUGCCAUUUACCCUCCCACCUCUCCUUCCUGCCUUCCAGCACCCUUGGAUGAAUGGAUUUUGUAAUUCUAGCUGUUGUAUUUUGUGGAUUUGUUAUUUUUGUUGUUUUCUGUGAAGCACAUAAAUUGGAUGUGGGGGAGGUAUAGGAGCAUCUCAGUUGCUCCUAGAUACUUCCUUUAUAGCCAUCACUGUCUUGUUUCUUGUAACUCAGGUUAGGUUUUGGUCUCUCUUGCUCUACUGCAAAAAAAAAAAAAAAAAAGAUAAAAGAGCCUGAAGAGAUGGGACAGAAGGAAAGACCUCAUAGCCAGAUUAGUUGUUUUGAGGAAUACCUUUCUUUCUUCCCCUUGAAGGGGAAAAGCUUUUAUUCACUGGUACAUUUAACGUUCCCCAACUAUGGGGAGGUACCAAUUCUGGACAAGUGCCACUGCAACACAGAAUGCUCAGAGAAACUGAACUUUUCCUCUGGAGAAUGGAAAUUUACUGUUGGCCACUGCCAGGUCGACUGGUAUUUCAAAGGAUUAUGGGUGCUGCAAAUAGGAACUGAAGAGGUAAACUUAUUAAACCCAUUAAGCCUGUGACUGGUGAUGUUUUCCUGUCAUUUUAGAAGACUAAAUAUGGGGUGGGAGAGCAGAUGUCAAAAACUUGUACAAUUUUUAAAUGUCACAAUUAAAUGUGAGCUGGUUUCCCACAAGUGUGUAAUGGUUGAAUUUGCAAAUCAUGACUUCAAGAUUUAUGUAUUCAUAGAGCACAAGACUUUGUCUUGGCUUAUAAUUUUGAGAGAUGCACUCUGGGAAGAGUUCUGUGAGAAUGUUUUUGUUACAUGAUUAUAAUCAUAUAUGUCUUAUGACAGAC